AUGCCAGGAAAACUAUUGAGUUGGCCGGACUGGCCCGAGUUCACGGCGGCCAAAGGAGAGCCUGGCGAUGACCUGGUGGGAUACAAGAAAGCCAUUGUUGACAAGUACGGCAAGGACAACAUCGUCAAGAGCUGGCUCAAGGUCUGCAAGGAGCUCGAAUCAGUCACCAGCUGCAUCGCCGACCAGGGCACCGCGGUCAUCCCUGAGGUCCAGUUCGACGAGGUAUUCGACCUGACGCCCGAGAAGAAGCAGACUCUGAAAGAUGUCGGAUGCUUUGUUGUCCGGAAUGUCUUCACCCGCGAGGAAGCAGACAAAUGGUUCACGGACCUGAAGGAGUAUGUUGCGGCUAAUCGGUCGCAGAUUGGAGGCUGGCCCAAGGAGACGCCCUUCAUCCUCAAUGUGUACUACUCGCCUACACAAAUAGCCGCAAGGUCACAUCCCAACCAGCUCAAACUCAGUGAGGAGCUCAAUUCGUGGUGGCACGACCAGGACGGAACCUAUUCUCCAGCGCCGCUGUCCUACGCCGACGCAGUGCGCAUUCGACCACCAGGGAUCCCGUUCCGCGGUCUCGGUCCUCAUAUCGACGCAGGCAGUCUUUGUCGAUGGGCCGAUCCCACAUAUCAGUCCGUCUACGCGGCUGUCUUCUCUGGGAACCCCGAAGCACUGGACAACUACGACUUGACGGCGCGCAAGGCGGCCAACCAAGCCAUGUUCGCUGGCGGCGCCCACUCGCGGGUCUUUCGGAGCUUCCAGGGGUGGACGGCGCUGACUUCAGCCGGGCUCGGGGAGGGCAGCCUGAUGCUGUACCCCAACGUCAAGUGGACGAUCGCGUACCUGAUGCUGCGGCCGUUCUUCCAACCGCCAGACUCUGACAGAGAGGAGGACAUGAUGGACGCGACCAAGUGGACAUUUGAUCCCGACAGCCCGUGGUUCCCCGGCACAUUCCGGAGUGACAGCCAGCUGCUGAGCCCGACGUCGCACCCGCACCUGCGCAUCCGCGAGUGCAUGGUGGGGAUCCCGCGCAUGGAAGCCGGCGACACGGUGUGGUGGCACGCCGACAUGUGCCACGCGGUCGAGGUGGAGCACAACGGCGACCACGACGCCAGCGUCGCUUACAUCGCCGCCACGCCCAGCACCGACGAGAACAAGCGAUACAUCAAGCGGCAGCUCGAGGACUUUCUGAACGGUCUUCCGCCCGAGGAUUUUCGGAGGGGGCCCGGUGAGAGGGGCUUUCAGUUGUUCCUGGGUGAAAAGGGCCUGUUGGGCGGCGACGCCGGUAGGAGGGCUAUGGGGUUUGAUCUUCUUACCUGA
Molecule: messenger RNA, 1311 nt
Organism: Fonsecaea pedrosoi CBS 271.37
Lineage: Eukaryota; Fungi; Ascomycota; Eurotiomycetes; Chaetothyriales; Herpotrichiellaceae
Exons: 2
Coding region: 1-1311 (436 amino acids)
Source: RefSeq, a predicted model, not a curated record